GGAAGGGAAGGGAAGGGAAGGGGGCAGAGUGGGCAUCUCCGGACCAGCACUUCUCUGUGCCUCAUCCAGAGAAGUAAACAUGGACGAAUGGGCGCCUCGGGCACUUCUGUGAUGUUGCUGUAAGAAUGCCGCCGCCGCGGAUUUCCCGAAUCUUCGCCUUUACGCUUCUGUUGUGCGGCGUUUGGCUGAAAUCCGCAGCGCAGCGUGGAGCAUUUGAAGUGUUGAUUAAAGUCCAGAUCUUUGACAACGGUGACCUUUCAUCUCUGAAAGAAGCUGCAGUUCAGGUGCAUGGGAACCAAUCCAUCUUGGCAUCUGGCCUCACAAGGGAGGACGGUAUUGUCACGGUUAACUUCCUGUACCGCCCAGGAACUUGGGUCAUUGUCUCAGCCUCCAAGCAUGGAUUUGUGACCAACUCCGCACCUUGGCAUGCCAACCGCAUCCCCUUGUAUGCAUCAGUGAGCCUUUAUCUGCUUCCCCAAAGGCCAGCUACACUGCUUCUCUAUGAUGACGUGGUUCAGCUCCUGCUUGGUUCUCCAGGUUCCAAAAAUCAUCCAUGGGUACAGCUCCAGAGAAAAGCCAUUGGACCCACAGUCAACGCCUCCCAAGUCACUCUCUCGGCCAUGCUCACAUCCACAAGGAGCCAGUACGAGCUUGGUGGCUUUCCCUACCCCCUCGGCCUGGAGAACAACAGCACAGGCUUGAACAAUAGCUGGGUAGAGCUGACUGCAGUGGCUGCAGUUUGUGCCACGCUCACUGGACCCAAUGGCACUGAGGUGCAGGUGUCAGAACCCAUCCAUGUUUCUGUCCCGCUUCCCUCAGACUCACCCGUCAAAUCUGCCACCAGUGUCCCCAUCUGGAGGUUUGAGGACAGGACAGGUCUUUGGAUUAGAAGUGGUGUGGGCUACAUUAAAAAAGAUGGGUCUCACAUGACCUGGAGCUUUGUGGCUUCACAAUUAGGAUACUGUCUUGCAGCUUUUCCAUCUGCUGGAGGCAAAGUGCUGAACAACUCUGGCCUGAGAGAUAUCACUACGUACCACACCAUCUUCCUUCUGACAAUUCUGGGUUUUAUGGCCUUACUGGUUCUCAUCCUGCUCUGCAUGUUGCUCUACCACUGCAGGAGGAGAUGCCUGAAACCCAGGCAACAUCGCCGUAAAAUGUAUAUCUCAUCUACUCUGGAGAGUGCCAAAAGGGACCAGGGUACAUCCACUUCCCAUCUUAACCUCAUAAGUGGAGGACAUUUGGAGACAGCUUCCUCCACUGGAGCUGGUGUGAAAUCGGACCUGUCCUCUACAAAGGACUUGCACAGCUCAAGGGAAGACUUUUUCAGGCGCAAGCAACGCCAUUCCAAGGGGAACAGCAAACAAGGCGAGAGCUUCCCACUGCAUGUCUUGUGUUCUAACAAUACCAACAACUUAGAUCUCCUUCUGCAAGAUGACCAUCGAAUGAGUUAUAGUCCAACAAAUGAUUCUGAUGAUCGUAGGAACCAUCGUCAUCCCCAUAAUGCCAAGGACAACCAAGGUUAUACAUCUGAUCCUCCUUCUCCCCCACAGCUGCUCCCAUUUUCUGGUCUCUACCAGGAGCAAAGACGGGACAGCAAGCCCCCAGAGUACUCUGCCUCUCAGGCUGCAGAUAAUUUAAACAGACCUGUCUCCAUGAAUGCACAGCCAGGCCAGCUCGUCUUCUGCCAUUCCAUGGAGCAAAUGAAGGACAGCAUGUACCACAGUGUUGUUCCCACUUUAGUCAUCCCAGCACAUUACAUGCGCCUCUCCACAGAUCUGUCAUCCAUGGAACAGGCUGUGGAAAGGCAGCAGCAGCUGCAGCAUGAUGUGGAGGCCAUUCAGGUAAGCAUGACAUUACCUUGCCAGCAGAGUCAACAGCAGCAGCAGGAUGCCAAGCUGCAGAAUGAGACAGAAAAAGCUAGCCAGCAAGGAGAGGGGUCAGUGUCUCAGAACUGGAAUUCAGAUGCCUCCACCAGCCCAGUCCACAUCCCUGUGCUUUUCAACGAAUCUACCAUGACACAGAUGAAUGGAGAGCUGAAGGCUCUCACAGAGAAAAAGCUACUGGAACUGGGUGUAAAGCCUCAUCCUAUGGCCUGGUUUGUGUCCCUUGAUGGCCGUGCCAAUUCACUAGUCCGGCACUCCUACAUCGAGCUGGGUAAUGAGCCUCUACGGGCACCCCAAGAGCACCAUGCAGAGACAUACCCAGGGAAUGCAGGAAGGUCUUCCCAGAGAAAAAGCAAAGAGGAAAGAAAAGCAAGGGAAGGGGGUGAGCGAAAGGCCCAUGGCAAAAUCUACUCUAAGCUCCCAGUCAUUGACAGCACUAAGCCUAGCACCAGCAGUGAAAGCCACAAAGGCCCCUACGCACCAGAGGAUGGUUCAAUGGCACCACUACUUGAUGACACUCCUGAGGCCAAGGGUGGAACAUUUCCACGUAAAGGACGCAGCCGGGACUACAGUGGCCACAGUAGCAACACAGAAGCCCGCAGGGAUUUGGAAACCAGCCCUGAUGACGAUGACAAUGAUGGAGAUGACAAGGACGAUGAAGGCGAGAAUAAGAAGAGCCCGUGGCAGAGGCGUGAAGAAAGACCACUUAUGGUAUUCAAUGUCAAGUAGUCCCAGCAAGCAUUCCACCAUGGACUCUUCAGUUUUCUUGUCUGCCAAGACAAGAAAAAAUGGUAUUGCAGUCAAGAAUCAUCAUGGAACUUUGUCUACACUGUUGCCUCUUACUGUGAGUCUCUUGACUCACUCAUCAACAAAAAAAAUGCACUGUUGCUUUUCUUGUGGACCAGUUUACAGAAGACAUAGUCAGAGGCGCAUCACCCCAACAAUAGAGACAAUAUGAUUUUAAAUGUGACUUGCCUCUACUGGACAGCAAGUACUCAAGGUCAAUUCUUUUGAAUGCCCUGCAAGUGUAUUUUUGUAGGAUGUCAACACCACUAAACCAGACUAUGCUAUUUUUUUAAGCCUAGUUUAUUUCUUGAAAUAAUUUGGUAUGGUUUACUUUCUGAAAAAAAUGUGACUACCCUGAAAAUGAUGUUUCUUCUAUAACGGUCACUUCUGCACUCUACUAGGAAUCAUUAUGAGCCAUUUUUAAACUUAUUGGACAUAUUCCAUGGGCCUUAAAGAAUUUCUCAAAGGAGAGCGUGCCCAACGAUUAAGAAGUGUUAAAAAGACAUAACAACUGAAGUGUGGAAGGUCUGGAUAUGUUCAGGCUUUCAUAACAAAUUGUUUUUUAAAUAAUUGGUAAGAAAAUAUAGAUGUAUUUGUCUGAAUCAAACCAUAAUAAAAGGGAGCAAAAUA
Tachysurus fulvidraco (yellow catfish) is the source of this 3299-nucleotide messenger RNA. RefSeq names its product family with sequence similarity 171 member A2a (gene fam171a2a). The transcript has 8 exons. The record is from RefSeq and is a predicted model, not a curated record. The coding region runs from base 126 to 2612 and encodes 828 amino acids. Lineage: Eukaryota; Metazoa; Chordata; Actinopteri; Siluriformes; Bagridae.